UCUAAGGAGGUCGAGGAGGUUCUACGACUAUCGGUCAAAAUGCGGUGGGGAAAAAGAGGGGGCGCCGCAGAGUUCAAUGCAUUUUAAUGAGUGAGGACUGCCUAUCUGCAGACCACUCUCCUAAACCGACGUCGUCAUGUCAAACAACACCGCGAACAGCAAUUUGGUUACAGCGCAAAAAGCCGUCAAACAACUACGGCUGGAAGCCAGCGUCCGCAGGAUCAAGGUAUCACAGGCUGCUGCCGACUUGAAGACUUUCUGUCUGCAAAAUGCACAUAAAGACCCUCUACUGAUGGGAGUUCCGUCUAGCGACAACCCAUUUCGCCCUCCAAAGUCCUGCGCUCUUUUCUGAGUAAUCCUGGGGGUGUAAAGCUUGCUGAAAUGUUUCUGAUUACCCUUCCGCUCCCCCACACCUCUCUCCCCACUCUCACCCAAUGCUGGAAGAUUUGGAAAAUGCAUAAAGAAAGUGAACGUGGGGGCAUCUCUACUCUUGAGACAACACACGAAGAAAGUGGUAAUGUGGGGCCAUCUAUACUCUUGAGACAACACAUGAAGAAAGUGGUAAUGUGGGGCCAUCUAUACUCUUGAGACACCACAUGAAGAAAGUGGUAAUGUGGGGCCAUCUAUACUCUUGAGACACCACAUGAAGAAAGUGGUAAUGUGGGGCCAUCUAUACUCUUGAGACACCACUGUAUAGUCACUCCACUCUGUACCAUGUUAAGACGAUAUUAUUGUCAUGAUGAAGUUCCACUUUUAUGCUUUUGUCAUGUUACAUUUGUUGUUGUUGUUUUUUUAAAACUAAGUUUUCUGCAGUGAAAUGUUUCACAUCACACUGUCAUGAUACUUUAUCUGCAUUGUUAAGGUUUGGUUCUUGUAUUUUCAUCAAGAGCAGUGUAGAAGGGCAGCCUUUCCCAGAGAAUUCCUAUCUUUUUCCAUGCAAGCACCCUCUUGAUACUAGAGGUAUGAUUUUUAUAUCUUCUGUGCUAAUUGUGUUUAUCUGUCAUUUCACAUAAUUCUGUUAAACUUUUGCACAAGCAUCAAAUAUAUGGAGUGGGAAAUUGCACACAAAAAACUGACUAUUUGUACUGAGAAGAUUGUGCCAAUUGUGCAAAGGAGUUGAGGCAGAUUGUCAGACACUUGAGAAUAAAGUAUCAUUCUUCUUG
Molecule: messenger RNA, 1163 nt
Organism: Alosa alosa (allis shad)
Lineage: Eukaryota; Metazoa; Chordata; Actinopteri; Clupeiformes; Clupeidae
Exons: 3
Coding region: 137-352 (71 amino acids)
Biological process (GO): G protein-coupled receptor signaling pathway
Cellular component (GO): heterotrimeric G-protein complex
Molecular function (GO): G-protein beta-subunit binding
Source: RefSeq, a predicted model, not a curated record